Trichoderma reesei QM6a is the source of this 1705-nucleotide messenger RNA. RefSeq lists its product as uncharacterized. Gene Ontology annotation, cellular component: intracellular anatomical structure. Gene Ontology annotation, molecular function: protein binding. NCBI's taxonomy places the organism in Eukaryota, Fungi, Ascomycota, Sordariomycetes, Hypocreales, Hypocreaceae. The record is from RefSeq and is a predicted model, not a curated record. Bases 175 to 1695 code for a protein of 506 amino acids. The transcript has a single exon.
CCCUGCCUCGAUGCCCACUACUACGACCUCGGCGACCUCAAUCGCCCUGUUUCCACCAGCAACGCCCUCGCCCAGACGUGGUUCAGCCGCGGCCUCGUCUGGUGCUACGGCUUCAACCACGAGGAGGCGGCCAAAUGCUUCGAACGGGCCGUCGCCCACGAUCCCGCCUGCGCCAUGGCCUACUGGGGCCUCGCCUACGCCAUGGCCUACUGGGGCCUCGCCUACGCCCUGGGGCCCAACUACAACAAGCCCUGGGACCUGUUUGGCCGGCGCGAGAGGCAGAGCACCGCGGACCGGACGCAUCGGGCCGUCGAAAAGGCAAAGGCGUGCUCCGAGGCCGCGACGCCCGUCGAGAGGGCGCUGAUCGAGGCCCUCCGCUACCGAUACCCGAGGGCGGACGCCCCGACAAAGGCUGAUCGCCCCGUGUGGAAUCGAGAAUACGCGGAUGCCAUGAGCUCCGUGUCGGCGCAGUUCCCAGACGACCUCGACGUGGCGGCCCUGUACGCCGACGCCAUGAUGAACCUCACCCCCUGGGCUCUGUGGGACAUCAAGACCGGCAGCCCAGCCGCCGACGCCCGCACCCUCGAGAUCAAGCAAGUCCUCGAGCACGCCAUGGCCCUCCCAGGCGGCACCCGCCAUCCGGGCCUCCUCCACCUCUACAUCCACCUCAUGGAGAUGUCCAACCAGCCCGAGGCGGCCAUGCCCGCCGCCGACCACCUGCGCGGGCUGGUCCCGGACGCGGGCCACCUGAACCACAUGCCGAGCCACAUCGACAUCCUCGUCGGGGACUACGCCCGCGCCGUCGUGGCCAACUCGGACGCCGUGCGCGCCGACGAAAAGUUCCUCCGCCGCGAGGGGCCCAUGAACUUUUACACCCUGUACCGCAGCCACGACUACCACUUCCGCCUCUACUCGGCCAUGUUCGCCGGCCAGUCGCGCGUCGCCCUCGAGACGGUCGAGCGCCUCGAGGCGAGCUUCUCCGAGGACCUCCUCCGCGUCGAGACGCCGCCCAUGGCGGACUGGCUCGAGGCCUUCCUCGCCAUGCGCGUGCACGUGCUCAUCCGCUUCGGCCGCUGGAAGGACAUCUUGGCCCUCAAGCUCCCCGAGGACCAGGACCUGUACUGCGUCACCACGGCGCUGACAUACUACGCAAGGGGCAUGGCCCUCGCGGCCCUCGGCCAGGUCGACGACGCCCGCGCCCAGCGCGCCCUCUUCCUCGCCUCCGUGCCCCGCGUCAAGCCCACCAGGACCCUCUUCAACAACAAGUGCAUCGACAUCCUCUGCGUCGCGGAAUCCAUGCUCGACGGCGAGAUCGAGUACCGCUCCGGCAACUACGCCUCCGCCUUUGCCCACCUCCGCGAGUCCAUCGCCCGCUACGACAACCUCCCCUUUGACGAGCCCUGGGGCUGGAUGCAGCCCGCGCGGCACGCCUACGGCGCGCUGCUGCUCGAGCAGGGGCGCGUCGAGGAUGCGCUGGCCGUGUACAGCGCCGAUCUGGGCAUCGAUGAGUCCCUGCCCAGGGUGCAUCGGCAUCCGAAUAACGUGUGGGCGCUGCAUGGCUAUCACGAGUGCUUGGUGAAGCUGGGGAGGCUGGAGGAGGCGAGGGCGGUCCAGGGGCCGUUGAAGAGGGCUUUGGAGGUGGCGGAUGUGCCCAUCUCGUCGUCGUGCUUUUGUAGAUUGACGGCCAAGAUGUGAGAUGCAUGAC